ACAAAAUUUAGCUUAAAAAAGUAUUGAGCAUCUUCAUGAAAACGAGAUUGAAAUGCAUCUUGAUUUCCAAUCAGAUAAAAGUUGUGAGUUAAGGAUGCUAGAAAAUUGCGGUUCUGAACAAUGGGAAGUCGAGAUCACAAAAAUCAUAGUUAUUGGUGAAACGGAUGAACAAGUGGUGGCGAUCCUCAAAGGAUCACCCUCAGUCCUUUCAACCACUAGUGCUGCUAGAGUUUUGUUCUGAUAGGAUCUUCAAAACAUUGAUCAGCGCUCGUAGCCUAUCCCAUAUGUUCAGGCCAUAGAGAGCUUCCACAAGAGACUGCUGGAACUCAAAGCCAUUCUCCCCAACAGGAUACUAUUAACAGCCAAGAGUCUAAGUAUCAGUAAUUCCAGCAUAUCAUGAUUAUGCAGGUUUCUGCUUUCACCCCCUCCCCUGGUUCAAGCAACAAAGCAGAACCUCAGGUUUCCAUGUUGUGAGUUUUUACAUUCUUUAAAAACAAUCAAGUGGAUACAUUUAUUAUUAAACAAACUCUUCUAAAGAGCAUCGAUGCCUUUCUGCUUGUCUUGAUUUCUUUUCUUUUAUUCUUUUAUAUUUUCACACACGUUUCCUUGGGACAAAUUUCUGUAAUAAAAGGUAAAGAACUGUCACUAAAUUCUUGGAUUUGCUCUCAAGUAAUCAGUUUAACUUUAUUUUGAAUAGAGCCACACGCUUUCUGCAACAGUUUCGAGGAUGCCUUUCUGCUUGGAAUGCAAACACUAAUAAUCUAUUCCUUUCAUUCACCAAGUCAUUUGGAUUCUUUUAUAUCUCGCGAGUAUGGUCUAUAUAUACUAAACUCAACAUUAUAGCAAAUGAAUACCUUUUACUUUGGCAUCUGGUAGUGGCCGAGUAAACACCAUAAGGGCUAGGUCAGCUUCUCCUUGUUGGAAGUAAUUCCUCGAGAAACUCUACAGCCACAACAGCAAGUAUCAAAAAAAAAUCUGCUACCUGUCAAGAAACCGAUAGUCUCACCAGUUGUAGAGGAGACAUUUUCACAAAGCUGCAAUUGCAGGUUGCUUUGAGUUCAUUUGACCAUGGAGAUUUCCGAUUCAUCUGCAAGGCAGACGCGAAACGGAGACCAUAUUUCAAUUGACAUCAGGCAUGGCGACCAUCUCUUAGCUUCUAUCAGAAGAAAAAUGGAGACGAUUUCUUGUUCGCAUUCCAUUUGCAGGGUCAAGGAAAACAUUCGCAAUGCAAAUAAGAAGGCAUACAUCCCUGACAAAGUUUCAAUUGGUCCAUACCACCAUGGCAAGCAAGGAUUGGAAACCAUGGAAGAGCACAAGUGGCGGUACAUGGAUGCACUCCUCAGUCGAAAGCCAGACCUGGAAGCAUCCCUGGAUGAUUGUCUCACAGCUCUAAGGGAGGUGGAACAUAGAGCACGUGCAUGCUAUGAAGAAGAGAUCAACGUCACAGAUGAUGAAUUCCUGCAAAUGAUGUUAGUUGAUGGUUGUUUCAUCAUUGAACUCUUCCUGAAGUACUCUAUAAAGAGUUUAAGACGCCGCAAUGAUCCUGUAUUCACCACUCCUGGAAUGCUCUUCGAUUUGAGAUCCAAUUUGAUGUUACUAGAAAAUCAAAUUCCCUUAUUCAUUCUUCAAAGACUAUUUGAAGUGGUCCCAACUCCUAAACAAUGCACGCAUUCCCUCGCCACGCUCGCCUUUCAUUUCUUCAAGUAUAUGAUUCCAGGAGAUCCACAAAUCCAUCAGCAGAAGUUUAACCAGGAAGGGAACCAUAUACUCGACUUAAUCUGCCACUGUCUGCUUCCAAGAUACCCAAGAGUGCCGGGAACCAAGUCAGAUCAGAAACAUUUUCGUUGCGCAACAGAACUCCAAGCUGCAGGAAUUAGGAUCAAGAGGGCCAGAACAAAAAACUUAUUGGACAUAAAGUUUGUCAGCGGGGUCCUUGAAAUCCCAAAUGUACUAAUCCAUCAAUACACGGAAAGUCUCUUCAAGAAUCUCAUUGCGCUAGAGCAUUGUUCAGGUGACAGUGUGCAACACAUCACCUCCUACGUUUUUCUCAUGAAGAGCCUAAUUGGAAGUGACGAAGAUGUGAAGUUACUUAAAAAAAAAGACAUCCUCACAAACUAUGAUGUCAACGAGAAAGAGGUUGCUAAACUGUUUGAGAAGUCAUGUGAGGAGGUGAAUUUGAAUGAAUCUUAUUAUGAUGGGUUGUUUGAACAAGUGAAAGGGCAUAAAAGCACCAGGAAGACUUGGCAUCUACGGUCUGAGGAAUUUAAGCGAAGUUAUCGUAGAAACCCAUUACACUCUUGUACAUAGCCAUAAAUUUUACUCUUGUACAUAGCCAUAAAUUUUACACAGGCAAACUUCAAAAACCCAUUACACGACCGACGAAGAUCCCAACAGAAGAAAGCUUCCAUAUAUCUUGAUUACAAAUAAAUCAAAGCCCAUAAAUAAAUGAGAGAUUUAAAAAACAAGUUAGGUGGGUUUAGUGGAUUUGAGUUUUGAUGCAGGGGGGAUACACGGUGAUAAGAACGUUGAAGGAGGACCCAAGACAGGGUGGAUUAGAGUUUCCACUGAGGCUGCUCUCCGACGUUAGUCUCGAUUCUCGCGUGGCGUAGAAAAGACUAGACUCCCGGCCCUCCCCGAGUGAAAGUUGCCACUUGGCCAGAUGAUCUGUUUAUUUUUCGCUUACAGAGCGUGCGGCUGUGCACGGUUGUCUCGCACCGAAUUACGGGUGAUAAUUGUGUAUUUGACUAACUAACCUAGAUUAAUUAAUUUUAAUUUAGAUUGAUUUAUUAUAUUAUUUCUUAA
This is a messenger RNA of Populus trichocarpa (black cottonwood), 2802 nucleotides long. RefSeq names its product UPF0481 protein At3g47200. Bases 1069 to 2307 code for a protein of 412 amino acids. NCBI's taxonomy places the organism in Eukaryota, Viridiplantae, Streptophyta, Magnoliopsida, Malpighiales, Salicaceae. The record is from RefSeq and is a predicted model, not a curated record. The transcript has 2 exons.